Protopterus annectens (West African lungfish) is the source of this 2092-nucleotide messenger RNA. It is a transcript of the gene C8A, whose product is annotated as complement C8 alpha chain. Gene Ontology annotation, biological process: immune response. Gene Ontology annotation, molecular function: protein binding. Gene Ontology annotation, cellular component: membrane attack complex. Lineage: Eukaryota; Metazoa; Chordata; Ceratodontiformes; Protopteridae. The transcript has 11 exons. The record is from RefSeq and is a predicted model, not a curated record. The coding region runs from base 103 to 1953 and encodes 616 amino acids.
GAACAGGAGGGGCAGAGAGUACACAGUUUGAUUUUGAGGACUUGUAAUGUAUAUCGCAUAAAAAGUCUGUACUUAAUUUUUGCAAUCCAUCAAGUAGCCAAAAUGAACAGGACUGGGAUUUUUUUGCCUAUUCUUGUAUUCAAAAUUUGUUUCAUUUGCUUGCUGAUUUCUCAGGGUUAUUGUACAUACCAUGAUCACUUGAAUACUUUUCUAACAGAAAGGAAAGAAAAUAAAACAGAUGAUCUAUUUAUAAAAUCACCUACUAGAAAAGGCCGUAGUCCUUAUAGCAUUGAUCCAGUGAGCUGUCAGCUUAGCCAGUGGUCAGAAUGGACUGACUGUUUCCCUUGUGAGAAAAAAAAGACAAGAUUUCGACGUCUACUGCGACCAGCUAAGUAUGAAGGCAGAAUCUGUGCAGGCUAUUUGUGGGAUGAAGCAGCUUGCACAACGGCAAAACCAUGUGAGCCAAAACAGUGCGGGAAAGGUUUUCAGUGCAAAGAAACAGGUCGUUGCAUAAAGCAGCACUUGGUGUGCAAUGGAGAACUAGACUGCAGAGAUGGAUCAGAUGAAGAUAUGUGUGAAGAUGUGGAGAGCAGGACAUUCUGUAAAGAGCUUAUCCCCAUUCCUGGAAUAGAAAAAUCAAUCCAGGGGUUUAAUAUCCUCACUCAGGAAAAAAAAGCAAGUGUUCUAGAUGGCAAUUAUUAUGGUGGCUUCUGUGAAUAUGUGUAUAAUGGUGACUGGCGGGAACUGAGAUAUGAUAAUGUUUGUGAGCGUUUGUACUAUAAUGAUGAUGAGAAAUACUUCCGAAAGCCUUAUAAUUUCCAUUCAUAUAAGUUUUUGGCACGUUCUGACUCUGGAUUCUCCACGGAAUAUUAUGAUAAUGUGUAUGAUCUGAUGAGGAAUCAAAGGAAUGAUCAUUCUGAUAUGUUUGGAUUCACAAUUGGAAUUUCUGCUGCUGACUCACCAGCUGGAAUAGAAUAUGGCAUGGAUUUUACUUCACAGAGGAUGUUAAUGAGGAACCUUUCUGAAUAUUCAAAAAAGGAUGUUGGUUUUAUCCGUGUUCAUACCAAAAUUCAGUCUGCUCAGUUCAAAAUGCGGAGGAAUAACUUAAUGCUUGAUGAAGAUGCUUACCGAGCCUUAAUGGAACUUCCAGAUGAAUAUAAUUAUGGAAUGUAUUCCAAGUUUAUCGAAGAUUAUGGAACUCAUCAUGUGACCUCUGGUACCUUGGGUGGUUCUUAUGAAUACUUCUUAGUGGUUGAUGAAAAAAUGAUGAAAAAAGAAGAAUUAACUGCAACAGAGGUAGGUUCCUGCGUUGGUUACUCAUUAGGGCUUCCGGUGCAGACUGUGGAAAUGUCAGGACUAGAUGUAACUGGAAAAGUAACUGCAAAAAUUAAAAAUUGCAAAAAAGAUGGAAGUAGUUACUUCGUAAAUCCAUCAUCUUCAAGCUUUAUAAAAGAUAUCCUCCCACGAGUUGAAGGUGGUGAUACAGGGAGCACUGGAAGACUUAUAACCAUUGCAGAUGCCAGGAAUUAUCGACACUGGGGAAGGUCACUCAAGUAUAAUCCAGCACUUAUUGAUUUUGAGGUUGCACCACUUCAUGAGCUUCUGCAAAAAACUGGUCUCCCAGAACUGGCAAGUAAAACUCAAAAUUUGAAAAAAGCAACACAAGAAUAUGUAAGUGAGUUUAAUCCAUGUCGUUGUGGUCCAUGCGAACAUAAUGGCAUACCCAUUCUCGAUGGAACUGUUUGUACCUGUCAGUGCCAACAGGGAUAUGAAGGAGUUGCAUGUGAAAAAAGCAGUCGUUCAGGACCUGUUCAUGGUGCUUGGAGCUGUUGGACACCAUGGUCGCAGUGCCAGUCAGGAGUUAGCAGUCGAAAUAGAAAAUGUGAUAAUCCUCCUUCUAGAGAUGGUGGAAGAUCAUGUGUUGGGAAGAGUGUUCAGAGCAAGCCUUGUUAAUAUAAAAUUUCCUUUUGCCUUUUACUGUGUAAACUUGAGGUCAUUGUACUAUUGCUCGUUAAUUAUCAACAUUGUUACGCUGUCUGAACAUAGGCCUGGUACUGAUUCUUCACUUAAUAAAGUACUAAAGCAAAUUUCA